AGGCUGUGGGCGGCUGAGGCGGGGUGCGGAGGCAGCCCGGGGAAGGGGGAAGGCGCUGAGGGUCCCUGUCGUUAUGGACCGGAGGAUUUCAAGGUCGGUCCCAGGGUUUGCCCUCUGGUCGUGUUUGCCUCUAGUCUAGUCUGCUUGUUAGGAUAUUGUGGACACCGGCAUUGGCCAAUUAGAAUAAUUAUAACUUGAAAUAUUUUGUUCCAGUGGUAUUAAUACUGUCUGGAAUAACUUGAAUAAAGUACUUGACAAUGGAUUAUUUAAUGCGUAGCAUAAACGGUAGUCAUCUUACCUUUCAGUCGGUCUUUAGGGAUGCCAACGUUUCCUGCUUCAGGUCAGUAAGAUGGGGCAUUGGUGAAAUAAAAGGCUUGGUUGUAGCAGCGUGAAUUAAACUGUUACAAUGUGAGAAGAGUCCUACUUGCAAUCUGAGACGAUCGGUUCUCUCAGAAGCUUUCUGCUAAUUCACUUGCUGGUGGAGGAAUGCUUCCAAAUUGGUUUUUUUAGUAGCGGAAAGUACAAAGAUACUGCCAGUUAUGUUGGUAGUGUCUGCUUAACACCAUUGAGUUGGCAUACUGAUUCCUGCAUGCUUUUCCACUUGUACGCUAUUUUUUUUUAACCUAGUAUUAUGUCAGUGCCUGACUUUUUUAAUCACUAGAAUCAACAACAGCAUCAGGGAAGACACAGGCAGACUUUUAUAUUGAUGCUUUAGGCUAUUGGACAGAGUUUGUCUUCCAGGUCUGUACGUGUUGAUGAGAAAAUGAAGAACCUCCUCCCAGCUGCUUGUUACCAUCCUCCUUCCAAAGUCUGCUGCUGACUGAAAUCCAUCAGCUGAUCUGCUUGGAGGCUAUUUAAACUCUUAAAACUAAUCCAGAUUGCUGGGAAUAAUGCAAGUUAGGGAGUGGUCCUCUGAGCAGCUGAACCGGCAGAUCUUUGAAGCUAGUAACUCAAGGAAGCAUAGGGGGAUGGAAAACCACUGAGAACAGGCCAGUAUUUUUUAAUAAAGUUUGCUGUUGUUGUAUCUGUUCAGAGUCAUGAAAAAACAGUGGAACUAUUUCUCCUUGGUUUGUAUUCCUGUUGCUUCCUUUAUACUGAUACAAACAUGCGUUCCCCCCAAGAAUUAGCUUUCAGCUGGAUCCGUUUUCUCGUGAGUUUAGUGGCUGGCUGUGCCAAUUCCAGAGCUGGAUCUUGAGAAGAACAAGAAGGGGUAGAUGGAACCAGCCCUGUUCAGUGGGAGCCCGCACUGAUGUCAGGCUAAAGUGACUGUGAAAUUGCACUCUUGGUAAUGGUUACUUCGGCUUUCUAUGUGGAAAGAGGUUUUACAGUACUGCUGUGGAAUUAAAUUACAAUAAAGGCAUCCUCAGCAGAUGUUUGGGAUGGUGAUCGUAGGACUCUUACUGUAUGGUUGUAAUGAAAAUGUUACAACUUGUGGCUUUAGGCAAGGUGUAAAUGUUUGUAAAAUACGGCUUUAUAUUCUUAAAAUAAUGUAUCCAGUAAUUAAAAAAAAAAAAAAAAAGAACACACACACACACGCACACACUUCCCACACACACACAAAGCAUUUGUGUCAUCUAGGAGUCUGUAAUCUUAACUGCUAUUUGUACAAGAGAAAUUUACAGAAAUGUAAUAUGAUAACUACAACUUCUCUGUACUUCUAAAAAUUUUAGGCAAUGGCCUCUGGAGGUAAAUUUAAGAACGCUGAAUUGAUAUUACCAUGUGAAUGGAAAGAAUGCUGCUUUGUAGGGAAAUGCAUGGAGGAAUUUUGUAAUCAUAUUGCAGAACACCUGGAAGAGUACCUACACCAUCCCCUGGAAACAGCAGAGCAGUACCGGUGCUGGUGGAGAAGUUGUGAAUUUGGAGCGAAAGAUCCCAGAGAGCUGAUAACACAUGUCAAUUUUCACGGUUACCACACCAAACUAAAAUUCAUAGGCUCUCAGUUACAGGCAUUGCACCGCGAUUUGCCAGUGUGUUUGCAGAACAGUCGUAGCUGGCAUCAGUUACCAAAGACUUCAGAGGAGUUUGUUUGCCAUUGGGAGAAUUGCAAUGUUACCUUCAAUAACCCAGUGUGGUUUUAUCAACAUGUUGCUAUUCAUGCCUAUGCUACUGAGGAAGAAACUAUUACAGAUCAGAAGAAAGCUGUUUAUUGUCACUGGAAAGAACAAAUAUUUGUUUGCCAGAACUGUCAGAAACAUUUUGCCAAUGAAAGGCUGCUACGAGAUCACAUGAGGGGACAUGUUAACCGUGUUACAUGUGCCCUUUGUGAUAUGGUAUGCACAAGUGUCUCCUCACUGAAAGCACACAUCAGAUUCCGACACUGUGAUGAACGUCCUUUCCAUUGUCACCUCUGUGAUAGCGGUUUUAAGAAUGCGUAUGAUCUGCAUAAACAUGUUGAAACACACAAUGAUUCAGAUGCCUACAGCUGUGAUGUUGAAGGAUGUGGUUUUACUUCAUGGACUUUACAAAAUUUGAGACAGCAUUACAAGAGAGUGCAUGUGAGUAAAAGCAUUCUGAAGUAUAAAUGCCACAUCUGUCAGAAAUGUUUCUCCUGGAGUUAUACAUUGACGCUACAUCUUCGAAAAGCUCAUAAACUCAGCAGUCAUUCUCGUUUCAGAUACAAAGAAGAUGAUGAGGGUCAUAUGAGUUUGAACAUAGCAGUAUAUAAUGCUGUCAUGGGUUUAGGUCAGGCUGUUAAUAACAAGAUGGUAACAAAUAAGCCUUCACCAAGUCAAAAUAGUUUUGGAAGAGAAGGAGGGGACUCUUGCGAAAGAGACACUUCAACAGUAGAAGUACUUUUCACACAGCUUCAGCCGUGGUCACAAGCUACUGGAGAAAAUGUUCUGGUAGAAAGAGAGACUUCUAUGCCAGAGCCUGUGUAUUCUGAACUUCAAACUGUUGUACUUCCGCUAAAGUUGCUGAAGCAACACCAAUGAAUCUGAGGGAAAAACUCUUAGAAAUGGAACUGGGCUUGGGAAUUCAGAUAGCUUUCUAAAAAACAGACUUUUUGUGGAUUUUUACUGUGAAAACUAUACUCUUCGGAAGAGGUUUGGUUUUUUUAAACAAAAUAUGUUUUAAAGUCUUCACUUUUAUCCUUGUCAAAUCUUGUAUAUAAUACUGUGUUUUCUCAGCUUUCAUGUUAAAUUAUUCUAAUAUGCUUAGAGAAUAUAUCCAAGAUACACACAAUACUAUACACACAUAAUACUUUCAUUUUUAGCCUUUUGGAGAAGAAACUUUUAAGUUCUUUGUAUUCAUAUAGCAUAUAUGUGUGUGUGCAUGUGUAUUUAUUUAUUUAUUAAAAAAAUAUAGCCCACAGGGAAAGUGUUGAGCCAAUGCAUGAGACAAACACUUUGACUCGGUAGGUAAAACAUCCCAUUUUUUA
Molecule: messenger RNA, 3379 nt
Organism: Aquila chrysaetos chrysaetos
Lineage: Eukaryota; Metazoa; Chordata; Aves; Accipitriformes; Accipitridae
Product: histone H4 transcription factor-like
Exons: 8
Coding region: 1674-2933 (419 amino acids)
Biological process (GO): regulation of transcription by RNA polymerase II; anatomical structure development
Molecular function (GO): RNA polymerase II cis-regulatory region sequence-specific DNA binding; DNA-binding transcription factor activity, RNA polymerase II-specific
Source: RefSeq, a predicted model, not a curated record